AUCGACUAACAUGUUUACUUCAUUCAUGUGUUAACAUGUUGCCUUCGACAAAUAAAACUCAUGUCUCAAAUCAAUCAAACCACUUCCGGCUCCUGACCCUUACUGACGCGUGCUUUGAUGUUUAUUUUGACGGUGCAGCCUGUCUGUUUCCGGUCUGUUGCUGGCUAGCUUCCUGCGCCUUGACGCAGCUGAUGGUGUUUCUCGGGUGUUCGAGGUUUGGUUGUUUGUCAGACUGUGAGUUGUGAGUCAGACGUGAAGCUGUAGAAUCAUCAUGUCGUCGCUUUCAGGGGGCGUCAGGGAUGCGGCGCAGGCUCUCCGGGUUCGAGGAGCUGCUGAGAGGGGAGAGGCUGCGAGUCUGCAGGGAGCCGUGGACCCGGAGCUCUGCCGGUCAGACUGAGGAGCCCUGAGCGGUCUCUACCUCCGGAUCAGAUGGUGGUGGCAGAAGGCAAGUGUGCAUGACAAGAUAAACAAACCCCAGAGGCUGCCCUGCCUGCGCUGCGGAUAAGCUGCGAGUCUGCUGCGAAUUUGCCUUUUCUGGGCCUCUUCCGGCACCACCGACUCCCUCUGUAGGAGUAGAUGCACCAAUUAAUAAUAAAUGGAAUGGGCAGCAGCCCCUGAAUUGAAAAUUUCGCCUUGAAACCAGUUUAUUUUCCUGACCCCUGAAGCAAGGUGCUUUUGACUGAAAACAAUGGCUGACCACGAAGAAGCUGAGUUAUCCAAGUCCCUGCAGAAGGAGGACGGGUUUUCCAGCGAGCAGGAGGAACCAGGUUCAAACUUCAAAUCUAAUAGUAUGCCGAUUUUAAAUGAUGCGAUGCCUCAUAAGGAAACCUUACUGGCUGGUUCUGUGCGGAUGUCUAUAACAGCGGAGGAGAGCGCAGAGUUCAUCCAGCUACCGGCCAAGACCGAGUCCUUCGAGGCAGAUUCCCCAACGAAAACAAAGUACCUGCCCAAGUCAGGAAAGUCUGCACUGAACAGGCCGAGCUCAUACAUGGAGAACACGGAGAUCAGAAGGAGUAAAAACAUGGCGAGGAGGAAGGCCCCGGGGUUUUUCGCUUCUAAGCUAGCACCCAUUCGUCUGCCUAGUAGGAAAUACCUGAACAUUAUCUUGCAGGACUCUCGCUGCUUCCUGUUCUGCAUGUGCUACCUGACUUUCAUCCAGUCUCUCAUGGUGUCGGGCUAUCUCAGCAGCGUCAUCACCACCAUAGAGAAGAGGUACAGCCUGAGGAGCUCCGAGUCAGGCCUGCUUGUCAGCUGUUUCGACAUCGGGAGCCUCGUGGUGGUCGUCUUCAUCAGCUACUUUGGUGGUCGGGGCCAGAGGCCUCGCUGGCUAGCGGUAGGCGGGAUCUUUAUAGCUGUUGGCGCCGCCCUCUUCUCCUUACCUCACUUCAUCUCCCCGGCCUACCAGAUCCAGGAGGUCAACUCAUCAUCUGCCAAUGAGGGCCUGUGCAUGAACACCAACGCCACUGGCAGGGACCGUGUUGAUAUCACUUCCUGUCCCAGAGACCAGGAGGGCAACGAACACAACCUGUACGUGGCGCUGUUCAUCAUCGCUCAGAUCCUGGUGGGCAUGGGAUCCACACCCAUCUACACGCUGGGACCCACCUACCUGGAUGACAACGUCAAGAAAGAGAACGCCUCAUUGUAUCUAGCCAUCAUGUAUGUGAUGGGAGCAUUGGGCCCAGCAGCGGGUUACCUGCUGGGAGGAGUCCUCAUCGGCUUUUACGUGGAUCCCAAGACUGCUGUCAACAUCGACCAGAGCGAUCCGCGCUUCAUCGGCAAUUGGUGGAGCGGGUUCCUGCUGUGCGCCGUGGCCAUGCUGCUGGUCAUCUUCCCCAUGUUCACCUUCCCCAAGAAGCUGCCGCCCCGACACAAGAAGAAGAAGAGGAGGAAAAAGCUGAGCCUGGACGAUCUGUCCAGCGACGACGACGUGCUCAAGGAGAAGAGCAACAACAAGAGCCAGGCGGUCACCUCGUCCAUGGGCUUCGGCAAGGACAUCAAAGAUCUGCCCAAAGCAGCAGUGAGGAUCCUCAGCAAUGUGACCUUCUUGUUCGUCAGCCUGUCGUACACGGCAGAAAGCGCCAUCGUCACCGCUUUCAUCACCUUCAUCCCCAAAUUCAUCGAGUCUCAGUUUGGCAUCCCGGCCUCCAACGCCAGCAUCUACACCGGUUUGAUUAUCGUGCCGAGUGCCGGCGUUGGCAUCGUCCUGGGCGGCUACAUCAUCAAGAAGCUGAAGCUUGGAGCUCGUGAGUCGGCCAAGCUGGCCAUGAUCUGCAGCGGCGUCUCGCUCCUCUGCUUCUCCACGCUGUUCAUCGUGGGCUGCGAGAGCAUCAACCUCGGAGGAAUCAACAUCCCCUACACCACCGGCCCGACUCUCACCAUGACCCAGAGGAACCUGACCGGGGGUUGUAAUGUGAACUGCGGCUGUAAAAUCCACGAGUACGCUCCGGUCUGCGGCUCUGAUGGCAUCACGUACUUUAACCCCUGCCUGGCCGGCUGCAGCAGCGUGGCUAAUGACAGCACCGGGAUUCGUAACUACUCAGACUGCGCCUGCGUCCAGAGUCGACAGGUCAUCACGCCGUCGUCCAGCGGUCAGGGUAGCAACCAGCUACAGCUCGUCAUCGUCAAGACCUACCUGAACGAGAAUGGUUACGCCGUGUCAGGGAAGUGCGACCGUACCUGCAGCACCCUCAUCCCCUUCCUCAUCUUCCUCUUCAUCGUCACGCUCAUCACUGCCUGCGCCCAGCCCUCCGCCAUCAUCGUCACCCUCAGGUCUGUCGCGGAGCAGGAGAGGCCGUUCGCUCUGGGAAUGCAGUUUGUUCUCCUCAGGACUCUUGCCUACAUCCCGACACCGAUUUACUUUGGCGCAGUCAUCGACACCACCUGCAUGCUGUGGCAGCAGGACUGCGGCGUCCACGGCUCGUGCUGGGAGUACGACGUCACCUCCCUGCGCUUCGUCUACUUCGGCCUUGCCGCCAGCCUCAAAUUCCUCGGCUUCUUCUUCAUCUUCCUCACCUGGUACUCCAUCAAGUACAAGGAGGAGCGGGUGGAGCGGUGGCUCAAGCGCCACCUCUCGCCCGUCGACACUGUGGGCAGCCUCGUCUGCCACCCGGGCGGCCACAAGGGCCACGCUCGCACCCGCUCCUGCCCCGUCAACAUCCCACGAAGUGACCCCAACACUCUGCCUGCUCAUGCUCCGCCACGCGCCGGCGCCCUCAACCGUGGUGUCAGCACUCAGAGUUGCCCUGGCAACGAGCUAAAAGCAGUAACCCCUCCCCCGCCUGCUGCACCAUCAACACCAUCAGCGACACCCGCGCCCACGCCGGCCCAAUCACUGGAACACGUUUCAGUCCGAGUCUGAGUUUCAGAGGGGAGGUGGACGGUGAGCAAGAUCUCACUCUUUUAUUCUGAAAUCCAGUCAGCUGGGUUUCAGCUGCCGUCACCACGCGGAGGUCCUGCUCUCAUCUCAUGGCUGGAAAAACACACACUUCAGUCUUGUCUGCGCCGCCGGCCUCUGAGGGUCAAAGACCAACAACUGGUGGUCGUGAUUUAUCCUGAUUCCAGAUCAGUGGUUGAAGGACAAGUUGAACUAAUUGGAGACCGCCCAGCCGGGAGACCCCGUCUCUGACUCGAAACACCCGCUGGGUUGGUGAAAACGUUGAAAGCGGCCAGUUGUUUCUCGUUGCUUUCCAUCAGACGGCGCAGCGAGCACAAAACAACAGCUCUGCUUCCCCCGCAUGGGACGGAGGAGAGUUCAUCACCCCCCCUCCCCCCCCCUGGCAGUAUGUGCCUUCUGUCACCACACACCUCACUAGUGUAGAACAUGGAUCAGACAUCAGUACCGGACAGCUCAGAGUCACCUGAACAGGUACCUCAGCUUCACCCAUCCUGCAACUUUCCCUUCACCUCACAUCUGUCUGCUUCUUCUUCUGCUUCUUCUUCUUCUUCCUCAUUUGUGUUUUUUAUGUCUUCGCCAUCAUGUGAGUGAUUUUUUUUUUCCUUGCAUAUCGACGCUCGUGGAAGAACAACAAAAAAAAACCCCAUGGAAAUGUGAUACGCUGCAGUUGUGCAAGUGUGGAGAACUGGAAGCCAAUGCCAUGGUGCUAUGUGAAAAAACAAUGUCCAGCAUCCAUUUCUUGUUCUUUUUCUUUUUGGUUGUAAUUUUUUUAGGGUUAGAAACAUUUGAAAAGAAUCCAACUGGACAACAGGUCACCGGGCUAAGCAGCUUCGCACGCACAGAACGCAUUCCUGUCCGGUGCAAGGCCUUUUGUUGCCGCCUUGACACAAUGGCACGUAGUAUUACCGCUGCAAGUCGGAUUGCUCCACACAAUGCAUCCAUACCCGAGCUGCUUCCCCUCGGACUGGCUCCCUGAUAAGUGGUUUAACCUGAAAAGAACAGGAUCGGCAUUUUCCUCCUGACCACAUUCCUGAGCCAGCUGGACGAGUCGCUGGGAUCCAUUUCCUCCGCGCGGCCCGGGAAGGAACAGAACUGUGCUCGCUGAAGUUUCCCACAUUGGACCUGGAAAGUGUAUUUCUGACUAGUUACCAGGCUCAUGAGUGACACAGCCAUUACCACAACACCUGUACUAAACCUGUAGUCAGACGAGUAGUCGGCCAUCACGUAGAGGUCAUAGUGUAGUCGUCUAAUCUAAGUCAUCUCCAGAAAUAAUAACCCUGCCGGGGAACUUGGGAAGAAUCCUGAAUGGAGAACUAGUUCCAUUCCUCCUGCGUUAUGUGAGCUAUUUGUUUCACAGUAGUACCAGUGAAUUAUGGGUAAUGACAUUCGUCUCCUGAAAGAAUUGGAUGUGCCGUUUUCUUCACCGCUUGCCGGACAACAGUUGUGGCACACGGUAUGUUAAAGUGUGAAGUUCAGAAAAGGCUACAGAUCACUGCAGCUGAUGAUUGUUUUCUUUAUCACUGAAUCGACUGAUUAGUUCUCAACAUUA
Messenger RNA from Paralichthys olivaceus (Japanese flounder), 4943 nucleotides. The record is from RefSeq and is a predicted model, not a curated record. Lineage: Eukaryota; Metazoa; Chordata; Actinopteri; Pleuronectiformes; Paralichthyidae.